Molecule: messenger RNA, 2504 nt
Organism: Mollisia scopiformis
Lineage: Eukaryota; Fungi; Ascomycota; Leotiomycetes; Helotiales; Mollisiaceae
Product: putative ABC transporter ATP-binding protein ARB1
Exons: 3
Coding region: 412-2304 (630 amino acids)
Molecular function (GO): ATP binding; ATP hydrolysis activity
Source: RefSeq, a predicted model, not a curated record
GGCCAAUUUAUUCACAGGUGAAAUCCUACUUUCGUUUGGAAAGUUCCCAUUCUGACCCUUUCUGGCUACCAUUUAUGACUCUUUGUGGCAAAAGGUUGAGAUUUUAUUGAUUCCCAGCGAGUGGCACUGGCAGACACUGACCAGUCAGAGCGGGGUGGACGCCAACGCUAGUUUUUUUAAUCGACACCCAAACCCCACCAUGAUAAAGGCUUCAUCUUUUCUGCCAUAACAGAACACAACUUUCGUUUGAGGUUCUCCAUUAACGCCACACACGUCGAGUCCAGGAUCUCGAUACUCGAAUUUUGAACCUCUAAAUUAGUGGGAAUUUCACACCCUGAAUCCCACAUUCGUUCCGAAUCUUGAUUGGAACCUUGGAUCGCAAAUCUCAUUCCGCAACAAAAUUCUACAACCAUGAAGUCCGCAUCAAAGCAGGCCCGCGAGGCCAAGAAGCAGGAGAAACUUGCGGCUGCGGCUGCUUCUGGCGACCCAAAAGCCGUCAAGAAGACUGUAGCCUCGAGAUCUAAGGCUGGCAGUAAAGCUGGAAGCGCGGCUGCCAGCACCGAUGUGAGCGACAACGAAGAAUCUGCGACAUCUGCGAAGAAGAUGGACGAAGUCAAGAGACUUGCCGACCAAAUGGACAAGCAUGGUCUCUCUGACCGUGUCACUACUGGUGUGCUCUCCUCUUUGAAGCAGAGUAGAGAUGUCAAAAUCACUUCGGUGUCCCUAGUGUUUCAUGGCCGCGUCCUUCUCAACGAUACAACUAUGGAACUUACAUAUGGGCGCCGAUAUGGAUUGCUUGGAGAAAACGGAUGUGGAAAGUCGACUCUCUUGAAGGCUAUCGAUAAGCGUGAAUAUCCUGUUCCGGACCAUGUCGAUAUCUACCUACUCAACGAAGGUGCCCCACCAAGUGAGCUUGGUGCCCUGGAAUGGGUCGUAAAAGAGGCCGAGAACGAAAUGGAGAGACUGGAUAAGCAAGCUGAGCAAAUUCUGGAGGAUGACGGACCAGAGUCUCCAUUACUCAUGGACCUCUAUGAGCGUAUGGAAACUAUGGAUCCUUCCACCUUCUCUACCCGUGCCUCCCUCAUUCUCACUGGUUUGGGCUUCAACAAGAUCACAAUCCACAAGAAGACCAAGGAUAUGUCUGGUGGUUGGCGUAUGCGUGUGGCGUUGGCAAAGGCUCUCUUCGUCAAGCCUUCCCUCCUCCUGCUCGAUGACCCAACAGCACAUUUGGAUUUGGAGGCAUGCGUGUGGUUGGAAGAAUACCUGAAGAAAUGGGACCGAACCCUGGUGCUCGUUUCUCACUCUAUGGAUUUCCUCAAUGGUGUCUGCACAAACAUGAUUGACAUGCGUCAAAAGCAGCUUCUGUACUAUGGUGGUAACUACGACUCCUAUGCCAAGACCCGAGCUGAGCAGGAGACAAAUCAAAUGAAGGCAUACCAAAAGCAACAAGACGAAAUCGUACACAUCAAGAAGUUCAUUGCUUCAGCUGGUACCUACGCCAAUUUGGUCAGACAAGCCAAGUCCCGCCAAAAGAUCUUGGAUAAAAUGGAGGCCGACGGGUUCAUCCAACCAGUUGAGCAAGAUCGCGUCUUCACAUUCAGAUUCGCCGAUGUGGAGAAGCUUCCUCCUCCAGUUCUGUCGUUUGAUGAUGUCACUUUCUCGUACUCUGGCAACAGCAAGGAUGACCUGUACAGACAUCUUGAUCUCGGUGUGGACAUGGACUCUCGAACAGCCCUUGUUGGCCCCAAUGGUGUCGGUAAAUCAACUCUCCUUCGUCUGAUGACUGGCAAGUUAUCGCCAACUGGCGGUGUUGUGUCCCGACACACUCACUUGAAGAUGGGUGUCUAUUCUCAACACUCCGCUGAACAAUUGGAUCUUACCAAGUCUGCACUUGACUUUGUUAGAGACAAGUAUGCCGAUAAGUCCCAAGACUACCAGUACUGGAGACAACAACUUGGAAAGUACGGUCUUAGCGGAGAUUCCCAAACAGCUUUGAUGGGUACUCUGUCCGAAGGUCAAAAGUCUAGAAUCGUUUUCGCUCUUCUGGCCAUCGAUGGACCCAACAUGCUUCUCCUUGAUGAGCCUACUAACGGUUUGGACAUUCCCACCAUUGACAGUUUGGCGGAUGCUAUCAAUGCCUUUACUGGUGGUGUCGUUGUUGUGUCUCACGAUUUCAGAUUGCUCGACAAGAUUGCCAAGGACAUCAUGGUCUGCGAAAACCAAACAAUCCGCAAAUGGGGUGGAUCAAUCGGCGAGUACAAGAACCACUUGAGGAAGAAGAUGAUGGCCGCUGGUGCUGUCUAGAUUGGACAUUUCCCCUCCUUUCUUACAUCGAAGAUGAGAUUGAAAUCAUAAUCAAGAUGAGAAAAACAAAAAAGUGAUGCAUUUCGGCGAUCUGUACGUGGGUCAUUGCAUAUAUAGCAUGCCUGCAGUGGUUUCAGUGCUGGGUCUUGGUCUAACGACUGGGGAGAAGCAUUACCACUGCAAUUAUGAUAAAUACACGC